Molecule: messenger RNA, 583 nt
Organism: Coregonus sp. 'balchen'
Lineage: Eukaryota; Metazoa; Chordata; Actinopteri; Salmoniformes; Salmonidae
Source: the annotation of a GenBank genome assembly
AUGGCGGCACCCUGCACGGAAAACAAUCACAAGCAAGGCACACUGGAAUUGUAUCCUUUUUACCACAUAUAAAACGUCAAUAUAACGUUUAUUGACAUUAACAACUGUUGAUUGUAUGGCCUCUUUGACAUUGUAUGCAUAUUUUGAUAAUUUAAAAUGAAAGAGAGUGAACGCGUCCUUGACAGUUCCGCAGUGCUCUGGACGUCCCGUUCCCAUCAACUCGCGAAGCGUCCAUCGCGCUCCAGUCCCUCUCCCCAGACCGCGAGCCCCGGAAAGGAGGCAUCAGCAAGGAGCUUACGGUUUCCGGCAGCACGCUGUCUGUGUGAGUAUCUGCUGUAUGGUACUACUGUAGGCCUAGACAAGAUUGUUGAGUGCUACUGUUUAUACUGACCGGUCAUGUGAAUCCCUCUCCCUCAUCUCUUCUUUCACCAUCUCCUGUCUUACGUACCUCUCACCGUACCCCAUAAGGAGGUGGAGGGCAGAUGAGGCCCGUAUCCUGCGUGUCUCUGUGGGGUCGUUUAUGGACCACCUCUCCCUGGUGAUGGAAACCAUGGAGUUGUUCGGACCACCUGUGCCUCAGUGA